CCUGCACAGGUGUGCCGGCUCCUCCCCUUCGGUCCUGCACAGGUGUGCCGGCUCCUCCCCUUCGGUCCUGCACAGGUGUGCCGGCUCCUCCCCUUCGGUCCUGCACAGGUGUGCCGGCUCCUCCCCUUCGGUCCUGCACAGGUGUGCCGGCUCCUCCCCUUCGGUCCUGCACAGGUGUGCCGGCUCCUCCCCUCCAGUCCUGCACAGGUGUACCGGCUCCUCCCCUCCAGUCCUGCACAGGUGUACCGGCUCCUCCCCUCCAGUCCUGCACAGGUGUGCCGGCUCCUCCCCUCCAGUCCUGCACAGGUGUACCGGCUCCUCCCCUCCAGUCCUGCACAGGUGUACCGGCUCCUCCCCUCCAGUCCUGCACAGGUGUACCGGCUCCUCCCCUCCAGUCCUGCACAGGUGUACCGGCUCCUCCCCUCCAGUCCUGCACAGGUGUACCGGCUCCUCCCCUUCAGUCUAGCACAGGUAUACUGGCUCCUCCCCUCCAGUCUUGCACAGGUGUAUAUUAGAUGCUGCAGCAAGUCAGAUAGAGCUCCGCCUCAGUUCCCUCCAGCUAGCUAGGUACAGCACCUUGCUGGCCCCUCC
This is a messenger RNA of Staurois parvus, 591 nucleotides long. Lineage: Eukaryota; Metazoa; Chordata; Amphibia; Anura; Ranidae. The record is from the annotation of a GenBank genome assembly.